CGCUUCAAGCAUCUCGCGAACAUUUUCAUGCUUGUUAGGCCGGAAGUGCGAGCAGUACGCUGUCAUCUCUCAUAGAGGGAAGCACUGAGGUCAUCCGUCUGAAGGUGUAUUAAGGUGCAGCUGGACGUUACCUGUGGUCGUGUAGGCAGAAGUCAUACAGGAUGUCUGGAGAUUUACCUCUGAAUAUCAAUAUUAAAGAGCCACGAUGGGACCAGAGCACAUUUAUGGGCCGGGCUCAGCAUUUCUUCAUGGUGACAGACCCAAGAAACGUGCUUCUUUCCAGUGAUGUUUUAGAAGAUGCUAGAGUUACUGUGGAGAACUACAGGUUGGGAGUUGUGAGGGCUGGGCUAACAGAGGAUCAACUAUGGAGGGCCAAAUACAUCUACGACUCCGCUUUCCACCCAGAUACGGGGGAGAAAAUGCUGCUAGUUGGACGCAUGUCUGCACAAGUGCCCAUGAACAUGACAAUUACGGGUUGCAUGCUUACUUUUUACAGGACCACCCCAGCAGUUGUGUUUUGGCAGUGGGUUAACCAGUCUUUCAAUGCCGUUGUCAACUACACUAACCGCAGUGGAGACGCACCGCUCACCGUGAAUCAACUUGGAGCAGCUUACGUCGGUGCUACUACAGGAGCUGUAGUAACAGCCCUUGGCCUAAAAUCUAUGACCAAGCACUUGCCAGCCAUUAUCGGCCGUUUUGUUCCAUUCGCUGCAGUGGCAGCAGCAAACUGUAUCAACAUACCCUUCAUGAGACAAAGAGAGCUGAAAUAUGGUAUUCCUGUCACUGAUGCUGAGGGAAAACGCCUCGGAGAAUCAGCUAAAGCUGCCAAGCAAGCCAUCGUACAGGUGGUGGUGUCUCGUAUCGGCAUGGCUAUCCCAGCCAUGGCUAUUCCUCCAGUAAUCAUGAAUGCCUUGGAGAAGAAAGCCUUCAUGAAACGGUUCCCAGUUCUCAACGCCCCAGUACAAGUUGGGCUUGUUGGAUUCUGUCUUGUGUUUGCCACUCCCCUGUGCUGUGCUCUGUUCCCACAGAAGAGUUCUAUGAAGGUGAGCAGUCUGGAGCCUGAGCUGCAAGAGAGGAUACGACAGAGCAAUCCUAACAUCACCACUGUUUAUUUUAACAAGGGUCUGUAGAGCCCUAUAGGUGUCAGCCCAUAUUGAUGUACUCCACUGCUAGGUUAGUGGACACAAUCUGAAGAGUGGAACAUUUAUUUUUGUUUUGCUGUUCUAAAUUAUACAUAUUUUUGAAUUUUACCCAUGUUAUUGUACAAUCCUAAACUGCAUAUCUAUAUAGAAUGAAGGCCAGAAUUUGCUGCUGUGUUUAGUUAUUUUAGUUGAAGAAGCUUGAAUGUUAACCGUUGCAUUGAUGCUUAGGCGCUAUCACAGGUUUUUCACGUAUCAUUUUUCCAGUUAAUAGACUCCUUCGUGCAGUAACUUUGCACUCCGUCCUUUUAUACUCCAUUACUUCUAUUUAGUCUAGCUUGCAUAGUCUGUAUAAGAUCUUUUUCGUGAUCUUUGAGUCCUUCUGAGGUUUCUAAGUUAGAGGCUCACUAACAUGAUGAUGACAGAAUUUAAUUUUGCCAGAAUAAAACUCAUCCACCUUACAUCCUUCAGUGUGUGCCACUUAAGUGCACUUACACUGUAGAUGCAGUCUGCUUGACUUUCAUCGUUAAGACUCAAACUAUUGGGCAACUUUUACUGAUGUACAUUUGUACUUCCUAAAAUCUAUACAGUACUGUACUUGAUCAUGGUUUCUGUCUAACCCUUAUAGGCCUGUGUGUUUUGAAGUUGUUGCAGAUGUUACUGAGAUGUAAAUGAUUUCUGGUCAUGUAGACAUUGUUGUUUGUAAAUCGUUAUUGAAGAAUGGUGUAGUGGUCAGAAUAAUGUUUACUGGUUAGUGUGAUCACUUUGUGAUUGUAUGAAUUAUUUUCAUAUCUAAUCUAAUGGAUCAGAGCAUGUCUGGUUAAAAUAAGAAGCACUAAAAGCUUAAUCAAUAAUAGCAAGCUAUAUGAAUAGAGAGCAUUGCUACUAUGUUUGAUCAUGCAGGACAGGAAACAGAUUUAUUUAUCAUCAGGGAGUCUUUAAUCUGUUACACCUAUAUUGCUUUUGAUGAUGUCAGCCUGCACCAUGUUUUUUUAACGUACUUGGCUCAAUAACAAACGCUAUAUUCUUCUUGUUAACCUGAGCUAAAAUGAUCAAACUUUAUCCUGACAUAUUGUGGUAAUGUUACAGUGAGUAGUUUGUUGUUUGGUUUUGUGAUUUGUAUAUUUGAAUGAUGUUAACAAACCUUUACAGUGUUGCUUUCAUUCUUUUCAUGAGUUGCUAUUCUCCUCAUGUACUCUGGGAGGCACUAGAGAUCUGUUAGUAUUUUGCCAUGAACACUCCAUGUAAGCAAACAUUAUUAGGCCUAACAUCUGUGAGAACAUUGUAUGUUACUUUAGCAUAAGCACACAGAAGAUUUAAACUUGUGCACAUAUUCCCUGUUACACUGAUGAUCUUGUGCAACACAAAUGUUUCUAGAAUUAAUGUAUAGAAAUGUUGACUAUAUUAUGCAAAUAUGACAAUUUGAUUGUGGAUUAUAUGAAACUGUUUUGUCUUUUCUCUGGGUGACCUGUUAAAAUUUAAAUCCCUCGGACCAGUUCAACCACAUGCUGUCAAGUCUCAUUCAUCACUGAAUAACCCACAAUCUAGACUUCACUUGGCCAGGCAUGCACCUCCAACUGUACAGUACAGUUUACUGUUUGGAGCAUCAUAUUAUUACCAGUAUCAAAUCCUCUUGUUUUGUGACGAGUGGUGCUUCAGUUUGAUGUUUUAUGAUUGUGAAUUGCACUAGUCCAGCGAAAGAUCUUUAAGUAGAAAAUCUACACUUGUCAGUAAUGUAUAAAUUUGUAUGCACGACUGUGAUUUUAUGAUCUUCUAUAUCAGGAAUGAUCAAAAAAAUUCGUAUUUGGAUCCAAAUGUAUUUCAAAAUUGAAUUAAAAAUUGUAACACCAAAAGCCCAUUUAAAAAUCAGACCUUACCAAAGAAUAAAGUUCUUUGGUGUUUUAAUGCAAAGUUGCUUGACACUAAUAGCACAUAUUUAUUGAUAGUUGGCCGGUUGCCUAGAAGCAUAGAAAUGCAAAUGCAAUAUAUUUAGAGUGCGGUAACAAAUAUUAUUGUACCAGAAAGACCCACUUUAGCACAAUUGUUUGGUUAUUAUUGGUGCUCACUGCAUGUUUUAGUUUCUCCAGCAUUUUCUAUUACUGUCUUAUAACCUGAUGUGUAUUUGUCUAUAACAAUGUAAUAAAGAAACUAAGAAAUGUC
Molecule: messenger RNA, 3299 nt
Organism: Triplophysa dalaica
Lineage: Eukaryota; Metazoa; Chordata; Actinopteri; Cypriniformes; Nemacheilidae
Gene: sfxn3
Product: sideroflexin 3
Exons: 11
Coding region: 162-1130 (322 amino acids)
Biological process (GO): monoatomic ion transport; serine import into mitochondrion
Cellular component (GO): mitochondrial inner membrane
Molecular function (GO): monoatomic ion transmembrane transporter activity
Source: RefSeq, a predicted model, not a curated record